This is a messenger RNA of Scleropages formosus (Asian bonytongue), 770 nucleotides long. RefSeq names its product thiamin pyrophosphokinase 1 (gene tpk1). The record is from RefSeq and is a predicted model, not a curated record. Lineage: Eukaryota; Metazoa; Chordata; Actinopteri; Osteoglossiformes; Osteoglossidae. Gene Ontology annotation, molecular function: ATP binding; thiamine diphosphokinase activity; thiamine binding. Gene Ontology annotation, biological process: thiamine metabolic process; thiamine diphosphate biosynthetic process. The transcript has 9 exons. Bases 95 to 718 code for a protein of 207 amino acids.
UGGCAGCUUCUGCAGCAGUCGGUGCGUCUCGAGCUCGUGUUUGAAGCGCAGUUGUGGCUGGACUUGGAAGUGCUCUUUGUUCUGACGGAAGGCAAUGGAGGACGUAUUCACACCUUUGGACUGCUUGUUGCCUUCAGGCAAACAGAAGAUCUGCUUGCUGAUCCUGAACCAGCCGUUGGAUGAAGACUUGUUCUACGUGCUCUGGAGGAAAGCCGCAAUAAGGGCAUGCGCGGACGGAGGAGCCAAUCGUUUGUACCAGCUGACUGCCGGUAACCAGGAAAGCUUUGUGCCAGACUACAUCAGUGGGGAUUUUGAUUCCAUUAAGCCUGAAGUCAAAGCUUUCUAUGAGGAAAAGAAGUGCAGAAUUAUUCAGACGGCGGAUCAGGAUCUCACAGACUUCACCAAGUGCCUCGCCAUACUCUUGGAGGAGAUCAAAAGGUACCAUCUGCAGGUGGACACGGUGGUGACCCUUGGCGGCUUGGCUGGGCGCCUGGACCAGACCAUGGCCUCAGUGGAGACUCUCUUCCAUGCCCAGAAGAUGACAGAGCUGCCGGUGCUCAUUUUGCAGGGUUCCUCCCUGGCCUGUCUGCUCAAAGGGGGGGUCUGGCACCAGCUAAGGGUGGACACAGGACUGGAAGGGGAGUGGUGCAGCCUGAUCCCUAUAGGGGGGCCCUGUCUCACUGUCACCACGGGGCUUAAGUGGAACCUUGGAACCUGAUGGGUAGAAAUGUGGCCCCCUGCCAGAAUAACUGGACGCCAUGGAAACGAGU